This is a messenger RNA of Williopsis jadinii, 1741 nucleotides long. RefSeq names its product E3 ubiquitin-protein ligase RNF103. The transcript has a single exon. The record is from RefSeq and is a predicted model, not a curated record. The coding region runs from base 220 to 1425 and encodes 401 amino acids. Gene Ontology annotation, molecular function: ubiquitin protein ligase activity. Gene Ontology annotation, biological process: ubiquitin-dependent protein catabolic process. NCBI's taxonomy places the organism in Eukaryota, Fungi, Ascomycota, Saccharomycetes, Phaffomycetales, Wickerhamomycetaceae. Gene Ontology annotation, cellular component: cytoplasm.
UUUCGGACUUUUCACAGAAUCACUAGGGGAGUUACUGUCUCUUGGCUUCAGAGUAAUCUACAGUACAGGCACCGGGAAUUCAAUUUUAGAGGGACAUAUAUAUCACCCAGGGUAUCUCCAUGGAAAGGCCACUCUCUCAUAGUAUACCUGUUUGAUUUUGUUGUUUUUCAUCUUUCUGCUUCCACUGAGUAAUACGCUAUCCCCCACCCCACGAUCUCUAUGGACAGACCUCCGGAACCAUCAUCUAUCGUCUUCUUCGUUGCGGUGGCAAUAGGUAUCAUUAUCGCAAUAGUGUUUGUGUUUUUCUCACUAAGAUACUAUGUCAGAACAAGACUGGGGAUAUAUGGCAAUGCCCGACUAACCUCACGCAACGGUGCCUUGGUGUUGACAAAUGGGGGCCUGCAACGGCUGGGGAUGUACUCGAUGAACAGGCAGCAGCGCCGCAGGUUCUUGAAGAAGCGGAGACUCACGCAGGAAGAAGUGGACCAUCUGUUCCCUCUACGUACUUACCAAGAAUGGCUAGAUGGCGGUGCUGAAAUGGACGAACAUGCAAGAGGUAUCGCCGCUGAACUCAAGGAGGAAGACGAUGACCUUUUGCUGGAUCAACAGCAGCAUGUAACGGACGUUUCUCGUGAGGACACUCCAUCUGCGGCUGAUGACACCGCUGCGUCAACCACCAAUGACAGCGCACUGGGCACAAGCCAGAAGAGUGCAAACGUUGUAGCGGUACACUCUGAUUAUAACCAGGCUGAGAUUACAAAUCCAUCUGCUCGUAUUCCAGAGAUUGACCUUGGAACCCCCACCUAUGAAAUACACUUUGACUCGGGUACUUGUGCCAUCUGUAUCGACACCUUUGAGCCAGACGAUGAGGUUCGUGGGCUGAUUUGCGGACACGUUUUCCAUCAAGCGUGCCUGGAUCCAUGGCUCACGAAGAGAAAAGCAUGCUGUCCUAUGUGCAAACGUGAUUAUUACUUAAAGAAGAACGAGGACUCCGAUAAUACAGAUAACGGUGAUGUAAGGGAUGACGAGCCGGUGGCUGCUGGUGAAGAUUUUACUGAGUUCCAGUACCUGACACUACAGCAAAGAGCAGAUGAGAUUGAACGGAAUAAUCCAGUUAUUGGUAUUGCUGCAAAGGAGAAGAUCAAACAUUUUUUACGUACUAGAUGGAAGUUUUUUUGGUUCAUAAUGGGUGUUUCGAGACAAGACUUGAUCAACUGUGCUAUAGUAAACGAGGCAGAGAGACGCAUCAAUGGGCUUCAGCAACAAGAAGACCAGUCACCAGAAGAACACAGAGAUGGCGGAGCAGACAUGGAGAACGCUAUUAAUACUAAUAAUGAUAAUGAUCCCAAUGUGCAAAGUACUCGUGGUAUCUCACCCGCUGGUGGUAUGGCUCAAGACAGAAACAGGGCUGAACAAAUGGUUUGACUUUGCUUCAGUAACUUGGACAAUAACUAAAGUCCUAUGUGUAUGAAGGUCAUCAUUGGGUUUUACUACUAAGGCUUGUCGUAUACUCAUGCUCUCGCUCUGGUGCUCCUCUCUUCCCAGCCUGUUCGUACGUGUUUUUUCUCACCAUGUCUCCUUCCUUUCUCGAUCGCUGGUUGAAGAUUGGCGAGUUUUUUUCUUAACUUUUGGAUAUUAUCAUCGAAUCGUAAUUGACUAGUACUUAUCAUGUAGUGUUAUGUACUCAUCAAAUAUAUGAAUUGAUGAGGGUACUCAUUCCGAUGUGGGUGCGUAUGGCGAG